Rhododendron vialii is the source of this 2322-nucleotide messenger RNA. RefSeq names its product protein GRAVITROPIC IN THE LIGHT 1-like. The record is from RefSeq and is a predicted model, not a curated record. The coding region runs from base 444 to 2168 and encodes 574 amino acids. Gene Ontology annotation, biological process: negative gravitropism; response to red or far red light. NCBI's taxonomy places the organism in Eukaryota, Viridiplantae, Streptophyta, Magnoliopsida, Ericales, Ericaceae. The transcript has 4 exons.
UCACCCGUAGCAAAGAUAGAGACUCGGGGGCACGAUUGACCUAUCGUGUUUUUUAAUUCCCAACGCCUCGCCUUUUCAAAUCAAAGAAAACAACCCCCCAAGGCCUUCGCUGUCUAAAUAUUUUCCCAAAUCCUGGUUGUUUUCUCUCUCUCUCUCUCUCUCUCUCUCUCUCUCUCCACAUAAGCUCCUAUCUUCUUCCAAACACGCUUCAAUUUCUGCUUCAAAUGCUCUAUUCACCAACUUAUUGCCUCUAGAAUCAGCCAUUGACAACCGUUAGCUUUUCAGGCAGUCAUUCAAUUCGAGUUAGAACUGGUUUCUUCAAGAGAGUUGGGGGAGGGGUCGCCAUUGGAGGUUGUUAACGGUGCUCUGUUUUUCCCUUGAGAUUCACGUCGCGAUGAGCAGAGGCUGAGAUUCCCUCGCAGUUUCUCGGGGAUUCUUUCGAGAUGGAUGCGGUUGAUCGGCGGGCUGUGACUCCAAAUAAAAGUCUAUUGGCGCGCACUUUCGCAAAGGUUUUGAACGUUCGAGCUGCGACCGGUGUUGCCCCGGAUGAUGGAGCUCAGAAAACUAAGACUCAGGCCCCGGAUGAUGGAGCUCAGAAGACUAAAACUCAGGAGACGGUCAAGCACGAUAGCAUGAGCAAUAGGCGUCAGUCCUUUGGCAACGAUGAAAAGCUCAGGCAUAAAAGUAGCGAAAGGCGUCAGUCCUUUGGCUUUGGCAACGAUGAAAAGCUCAGGCAUAAAAGUAGCGAAAGGCGUCAGUCCUUUGGCUUUGGCAACGAUGAAAAGCUCCGGCAUAGAAGUAGCGAAAGGCGUCAGUCCUUUGGCAAUGACGAUGAAAAGCUCCGGCAUAAAAGUAGCGAUAUGCGUCAGUCCUUUGGCGAUAACAAUGAAAAGCCGCGGCAUAAAAGUAGCGAUAGGUGUCAGUCCUUUGGCGAUAACGAUGAAAAGCUCCAGCAUAAAAUAGGCAACAGGCAUCAGUCCUUUGACAACGUCGAUGAGAAGCUCCAGCAUAAAUUAGCCACGGAAGCAUUUCUUGCGAAACUAUUCGCUAGUGUUUCGACCUUGAAAGCAGCAUAUGCCCAAAUGCAGUUUGCUGAGUCUCCUUACGACGGUGAAGCCAUUCAAGCGGCCGAUCAGAUUGUGGUUUCGGAAUUGAAGAACUUAUCUGGAUUUAAGCAGAGUUAUGUAAAGAAACAAUUUUAUGAGUCUUCUCCAGAAAAAGUUCAGGUAUUGGCUGAACUCCAGGAGCAGAAGAGUCUUUUGAAGACAUAUGAAAUCAUGGGGAAGAAGUUGGAUUCUCAGCUUAGGUUCAAGAACUCAGAGAUCAUUUUCCUUAAAGAGAAAUUGGAGGAAACCAAAAAGGAGAACAGGUUGAUUGAGAGGAGAUUGAAUGCAAGUGGGUUGUUAUCAAAUCCUGACAAUCUCCAAUUCUCUGGUCUAAAUCCCAACCAUUUCAUCUCUGCCGUUCGCCAGACGGUGAAAUCUGUUCGACAAUUCGCUAGGUUAAUGAUCAACGAGAUGGAACUGACCGGGUGGGAUUUGGAUUCCGCGGCCAGAGCAAUCGAACCGGAUGUCGUCUACUGGGAUGAAAGCCACAAGUGUUUCGCUAUCGAAGCCUUUGUUUGCCGGGAAAUGUUCGAUGGGUUCAAUUUCCCUCACUUUAUACCUCCAAACAAGUGGGAGCAGCCGAAGAAGCAACACCGGCUCUUCUUCGAUAGAUUCACACAACUGAAAGCUUUCAAGACAAGGGAAUAUCUAGUCAAGAACCCGAAAUCGAAAUUCGCAACAUUCUGCUCCGCCAAGUUCUUUCGCGUCGUUCAUCCCAAGAUGGAGUCGUCUCUUUUCGGCAACACAAACCACACAAAUGUUCUAAGAACCGGCGAAUUCCCAGAUACUAGUUUCUUUUACGCGUUUUCGGACAUGGCGAAGAGGGUCUGGCUGCUGCAUUGCCUGGCCUUUUCGUUCGAGCCCGAAGCCUCGAUCUUUGAGGUGAAAAAGAGGUGCCGGUUUUCGGAGGUUUACAUGGAAAGUGUUUGCGAGGAAGCGUUCUUGUCAUCCGAUGGCAAAACCAAAACCGAAACCAAAACCGGACCGGUAGUGGCAUUCACCGUGGUUCCGGGGUUCAGGAUAGGCAAAACUGUAAUUCAAUGUCAGGUAUACCUCUCCUGAUCUUCAACUAUGUAAUUAGAUAUAUAAUAAUCUUCCAUCGGACGGUGAGAAAUCGUUGUCGAUGCCGGGGUCUGUUCCCUAUACUGUAUAAUAGUAUAGUUUUAGUUAAUUAAUAGAAGAAAGACAGGUCCAUCCUUAGGGGGUGUUUGGAUCC